Molecule: messenger RNA, 861 nt
Organism: Acaromyces ingoldii
Lineage: Eukaryota; Fungi; Basidiomycota; Exobasidiomycetes; Exobasidiales; Cryptobasidiaceae
Product: kinase-like protein
Exons: 1
Biological process (GO): protein phosphorylation
Molecular function (GO): protein kinase activity; ATP binding
Source: RefSeq, a predicted model, not a curated record
AUCAACUCCAUCUUUCGCCGCCUCAAUCUGGUUGGAAGGGGUGCAUAUGGUGCCGUGUACAGGGGCGUUCACAACUCUUCAGGCGCCGUCGUUGCCCUCAAGGUUGUCAAUCUCGACACGCCUGACGACGAUGUGAGCGACAUCCAGCGCGAGGUCGCCCUGCUCUCGCAGCUCCGCGAGACAGAGCAGCGCAACGUGGUGCGCUACUGGGGCUGCUGGCUCAAGGGCGCCGAGCUGUGGAUCGUCAUGGACUUUGCCGAGGGCGGCAGCGUGAGGACACUCAUGAAUGCGGGGCCGAUUCAGGAGAAGUACGCCUGUGUCAUCGUGCGCGAGUCCCUCGUCGCCCUGGCCUAUCUGCACAAGUCGGGCAUCAUCCACCGCGACAUCAAGGCCGCCAACAUCCUCCUCACCGUCACGGGCAAGGUGCUGCUGUGCGACUUUGGCGUCGCUGCCUCGCUUGCUAAUUCCUCGUCGGCUAAGCGAACGACGUUUGUGGGCACGCCCUACUGGAUGGCCCCCGAGGUCAUCACCCAGGGAAAGAGCUACGAUCAGGGGGCUGACAUCUGGAGCCUGGGCAUCACCAUCUAUGAGAUGGUGACGGGCAACCCGCCGCUGGCCGACCAGGAGCAGAUGCGCGUCAUUAUGCUCAUCCCAAAGAACAAGCCGCCACGCCUGCCUGCCGAAGGCAGCUUCUCGCAGCCCAUGCGCGACUUUGUCGCCGCGUGCCUCAACGAGGAGCCCAACGAGCGGCCCAAUGCAGAGGAGCUGCAGAAGCACAAGUGGAUCAAGGCGACGGCCAAGGUUUCGACGGUGCUCCUCAAGGAUCUCAUCAGCCAGUACGGCGCGUGGGUCAAGAGCGGA